CCAGAAUCACCUUGGGUCCGGGCGCCGAGAUGGCGUCCUCCGCCUCCGCUCGCACUCCGGCGGGGAAGCGAGUGGUGAAUCAGGACGAACUGCGGCGGUUGAUGAAGGAGAAGCAGCGUCUGAGCACCAAUCGGAAACGGAUAGAAUCUCCAUUUGCGAAGUACAACCGUUUGGGGCAGCUGAGCUGUGCCCUGUGUAACACCCCGGUGAAGAGCGAGCUCCUGUGGCAGACUCACGUCCUGGGAAAGCAGCACCGUGAGAAAGUGGCCGAGCUGAAAGGCGCGAAAGAAGCCACCCAGAGUCCGUCCUCCAGCGCAGGGCCUCAGUCAGCCAAGAGGAAGGCGUCGGAUGCGGAUGGCCAGGAUGCCAAAAGACCCAAGGCCCCUCCGCUGCCUCAGGUACAGCCCUCCACAUCCGCUUUGCCCACCAACUUUGACAGAGCAGGGAAGGAGUCCUCCAGAGCGACCCUCAGUAAGGUUUCGGGACUCGGUUUACUCCCUGAUUAUGAAGAUGAGGAGGAGGAGGAGGAAGAGGGAGGAGAAGGGAAAAGAGGGGACACUAGCAAGCAGCCGUCCGACGCACAGGGCAAGGAACACUCGCUUUCCUCGUCGAGAGAGGCAACAAGUGGUAUGCUGCCAGGCGGUUUCUCAGAUACACAUCCUCCCAAGGCCCCUUUAAUUCCUCAUUCAGGGUCAAUUGAGAAAGCAGAAAUACAUGAAAAAGUCGUGGAAAGGAGAGAAAACACAGCGGAGGCAUUACCGGAAGGCUUUUUUGACGACCCUGAGAUAGAUGCUAGGGUACGAAAGGUUGAUGCCCCAAAGGAUCAGAUGGACAAAGAGUGGGACGAAUUUCAAAAGGCCAUGAGACAGGUCAAUACCAUUUCCGAAGCCAUAGUUGCCGAAGAGGAUGAGGAGGGACGGUUGGACCGGCAAAUUGGGGAGAUCGAUGAGCAGAUAGAAUGUUACCGUCGGGUGGAAAAGCUUCGGAAUCGCCAGGAUGAAAUAAAACAUAAGCUUAAAGAGGUUCUGACUAUAAAAGAACUUCAGAAAAAGGAAGAGGAGAAUGUUGACAGCGAUGAUGAGGGAGAACUACAAGAUUUGUUGUCUCAGGAUUGGAGGGUAAAAGGGGCUUUGUUAUAGGGUUUCAAAGACCCGAGAUUUUCAUACCCUCUACAGUGGUACCAAAAGUGCUGUCUCUGGAUAGGAUACUGGUUAUUUCAUGCCCUGAUAUUUGUUAACCUAACUGGGUUGUUGAGAUACAAUGAGCCUGUGAAGAUGGCACUUUUGAAAAUUGGUGUAAAAUAUUCUUGAGGUAAAGUUGUUUUUGAAAUUUUUGAACUAUUAUAUACUAAAAUGUCAACUUUUUCACACAUUUACUUAAGUGUAUAAUUUUGAAUUGUCAAAUCUGUAAGCUGUAAAUAUUAUAUAUAGUUAAAUAUAUAUUUACUUAAGUAAUUCUGUUUUGAAAUUUAUAAAUAAGUAGAAGCCAAGCCAACAGACAAGCUUUUAGAUGAAAACCAAGUUUGGUAUUUGGGAUAUGUGUGACUUUUUCUUUUCUAAUCCCCUAAAUCAACUCAAGAGUAUUUUGCAGGAAGGUGGGGGACGGGGUUGUUUUUGUUUUUUAAAUAGUCAUAAACACAUAAGUCAUUCAGGG
This is a messenger RNA of Callorhinus ursinus (northern fur seal), 1653 nucleotides long. RefSeq names its product zinc finger protein 830 (gene ZNF830). NCBI's taxonomy places the organism in Eukaryota, Metazoa, Chordata, Mammalia, Carnivora, Otariidae. Gene Ontology annotation, cellular component: nucleus; spliceosomal complex. Gene Ontology annotation, molecular function: nucleic acid binding; zinc ion binding. The record is from RefSeq and is a predicted model, not a curated record. Gene Ontology annotation, biological process: mitotic DNA damage checkpoint signaling; mitotic DNA replication checkpoint signaling; nuclear DNA replication.